AUGUUAUGUAUUCAUAAUUUCAUACCCAAAGCCGCAGUCGAAAGGAGAUUCUCCGACUUCAAAAGAUGUGCAGACGAAGAAUGCAGUAGUAAGUACUUGGCGCUAAACUCACGCGAACUUUCAGGAUGCUUCCAUCGUUCAAUUCACUAUCCCCCACCUCAUCCCUAGCUAGUUUGACAGGCGUUAUCAUUGACCGGUUGCCAUUUCAAAGGGAUGAACUCGGCUAACCUAACUGUCGUUAGUAGUAAAUACCAAUAAAUAAUAACCUAAGCUUGCUUGGUUGUAGCCGAAGCGAAGCCUCUGCCUGGAAGUAGAGCAACGUACGCUAACGUUAGCUCAACUAUGUGUUUCUGUACUAACCAAAGCCACACAAGGGCUCAUAGUCAAUGUUCACAAGUUUGGAGUAGCUAACUAGCUACAUAACAUAACUUGCCAGUUGAUCUGGCAGUCUUCUUAGUUAGCUAGCUAGCUACAUUAGCCUACCAUACACACAAUAGAGAUGUGUUAGCUUGAUUGUAAUAAACUAGCUAACUUACUUACUAAACGGACCAUAAAGAUAUCAUACUUCUGUGUUGGCUUAGGAAGCAAAUUGCAAGAUGGUGUAUAGGCAUGGUUAGCUAUAUAGCUAGCUAUUGUUGACAUAAAAGACUGUCAUGUCAUUAACCCCUCUGCUUGCAAGUUAUUUUCUUUUUGCAUCUACCUUAUCAAGUUAAAAACAAUAUUCUAUUUACCCUUGAUGCUUUCCUUUUUGUUACUCUGGCUCUGUAAAAAGAGAAGUAGAUAACUUUAGAGAUGUCUAUUCUAUUCACGCCCUGAUUGUGCAUGGGGCACAUAGCGUGGACGCCCAGGUCAGUGGCUGGGUCAUGGGCCGGAAUCUUUGGUAGGGGUUACAUCUCCACAACAACUGAUCUUUGAAACAUUUCUCUCCACAGUGCUCCUGUGCAGGGGGAAAGCUUUCAGCGAUUUCACCGGACCAGACUGUCGGUUUCUGUCAUUUAAAAAAGGAGAGACUAUAUAUGUCUACUAUAAACUCUCAGGCAGACAGACAGAUAUAUGGGCAGGGAGUGUAAGUAUUAGUUAAUAUUUAAUUAUGUGAUAACAUUGCAGUCUAGAUGGAAUGUUGAAGCAUUUUCUGUUUUGUUAACAUCAUGUUUCGUUCUCUGUUUUUGUUGCAAUUUCGUACAAUAGGUUGGUAACCGCUUUGGUUAUUUCAAUAAGGACCAACUUGUAAUCAAUCACAUAUACACUGAAAAAGAAUUGGAGGUUCCUUCUGAGGUAAAUUGAUUUAGGCCUAUUUCACUACUGCCAAUGCAUCAUCACUUAAAAAAAGUAUCUGGAAUGACUGAACUUCUUUCUGAAAUGGGUAGUAUGACUCAAACAAUGUCUUCUUUUUCUUUUCAGGAAACCGACUUUGUUUGCUUUGACACUGGACACGAUAAGUUUGACAGUUAUGACAUUGAUUCACUGUUAGGCUCCUCUUUAUUGUUAACAGACAAGGAGGAAUCUGUGCAAGUAACCACAGAUACUUUUGACCUAACCAAAAGUGCUGAGAGCACCACAGUUGAAGUGGAUAAGCCUCCACCUGAAGUGACACUGUCAGAAAAUUAUGAGAUUGAUAGGGAUGUUCCUGAGGACAUUGAUAAGGUUGUAGAGGAGGUUCCAGAUGAGGUUGUAGAGGAGGUUUCAGAUUAUGAAGAUCUGAGACAUUUUGAGCCUUUAGAGUCCUCUCUGCCUCAGCCUGAAACUAUUGACACAAAGGGAGUGGAAUCUGACACUGUACUUGAGACCACAGCUGAGAGGAUCAAAGAUUACCUUCAGAAAGAUCAGCAGAGGACAGAGGACUCUGUGCCGGACAGUGUUGUUGAACCAGAGGAAGGUGAGACCAAAGAAACCCCCUCAGAACCUCUAUCCAAAGAUGAUCCUGAGUUAAAGAAUGCACCUGGUGGUUUUUCAGAAGGCAGACCUAUCCCUGAGUUAAAAACUUUUGAUGCUGUCACCUCUGAUGAUGAGGACACUUGGAAGGUGACUCCAUAUGACGAGGAGGACGAGGAAAGUGACAAGUUUGAAUAUCAGCAGGAUGAGGAAAGUGAUUAUCAUCUCAGGGAAACUCCAUUGCUGGCUUUUUCUGAAGAACCUUCUAAUUUGGAACACAAGAACAUUCCGGAAUCUGAUCAGACAGAUGAGGAAGACAGUCUAUCAGAGGUACCUCAUACACAGAAACAGGACUCCAAGGACAAUAACCUGUGGUCUUCAUUUGGUGAUACAGUUUUUAACAUUGUCAGUGGUGGGGAAAGAAUAGCUCAUGUUGCCGGUUCAGAGGAAGAUGACGAGGAUGAUGACGAAGGUGAAAUGACACCAGAGGAGUCUCCCAAAAUUGAAGAACCCAAGGAGUCAGAGGAAGCAGAACAGCCACAUGAGCUAAUCUUUGAAGAACCUGCAGACUCUAAUUACAGUGAGGAUGCUGUCAAAGUACCUGAUGAGGAUUCCCAGACAUUGCAGUUUGAGGAUGAAUCUGAAGAAGGUGACAUUGAACAUUCAACACCUCCUGCUGAUGAGGCAAGUCCCUUUGAACACACUGAGGAGGCUUUAGCAGAGAACCUUACAGUAGAUGACAGCCCAGUCCCUAAACAGCUCUCAAAGACAGACAUGCUCUCAGACUUUGAUAGUAAAAUUAACGAAUCAGAGCAGAAACAAGCUGUCGAAGAGUCACAAGUAGAUAAUACAUUGAAACAGGGUGGUACAGAGCUUUUCAGACGAUUUCGAGAACCAUGCCAGAAGGUCCCAGAUCUAAGUAAAAAAACUAUGGUGAAAGAGAGCCAUCAAGAACUCCUCAUAGAGGAGGAGGAUUCAAUACACCUAGAGGGGGAAGAGAUUGAGGAAGAGUUGCUGGAGGAUGAAAAUGCAUCAUUGUGUUCAUCCAAAACUGAGCACAGUGAUGAAAAGGACAAAGACAGUCUAUCUGAAUUUGGGUCAGAGCAACCCAAUAAUGAUACACAAACCGAUGUUGUAUCCAGUGAUGUGUUGGAUGUGGUCCAACACGACGAGGCAAUUGACAUAGAACCUAAGGUGCAUGAGACUGAGAAGGAUGCUGAAAGCCACACACCCUCACUUGAAGAGAAGGUUCCGGAUCCCUUCCCAAGCAAAGAGCCGAAAUACAGUGACGAUGUGUUGAGGCUGACACUAUUGCGAAACCACUUUAAGGAGGAGGAUAUGGAGCGCUUCCAAAAGAUUCUGGGUCUUCAGAACCUCUUUAGGGUGGAGUUCCUGUUCUCUGACCUGCAGCAGGAGGCUGGUGAGUUUAUUGAGGAAGCUGCCAUCUUGGACGACUUCCAGGAGUUGGUGUUCACCCUGCGUCAGAAGUACUCAAACGCCAGAAACAAUGCUCCCUUGGCAGUUGGCAGUCAACUACACCCGGACACAGGUAAUAUUGCUUUUUUUUAA
Molecule: messenger RNA, 3441 nt
Organism: Coregonus sp. 'balchen'
Lineage: Eukaryota; Metazoa; Chordata; Actinopteri; Salmoniformes; Salmonidae
Source: the annotation of a GenBank genome assembly